Molecule: messenger RNA, 1599 nt
Organism: Chara braunii
Lineage: Eukaryota; Viridiplantae; Streptophyta; Charophyceae; Charales; Characeae
Source: the annotation of a GenBank genome assembly
GCGCGGUGGCAAAAUUUUGAAUUUGAGUUCCGCUGCCUGCGCACACUGACGCCGAGUGCAGGAAAUAUCCGUGCUUUCUGACGCGUCAGGAAGAAGGUCGCCAUAGCCGGCGAGCCGGUGCGUGAGCUGCGCGCGAAGUUCCAGUUCAGUGGGCGCUAUGGAAGACGACAUCGGUGAUGCACCUGGGGCGUGGAGGCUGACGCCAAGGGAGAGGUCGCUGCUAGGGACGACGUUGCUCGCAGUUGCACGUCACAUGCAGACGGUGAACGACGUGGGGCAGGCAAGCGGACGACAGACGAGCAGACGAGAGGCCGCCAUAGCCCAGGCUUUGAUGGACGUGCACUCCUCGCCAGGCCUGUGGGAUGCGCCGUUCUUGUUGUCGAAUGCAAUCGUGGCGGGUGUCAUGCCGAGGGAGACGCCAAGGUGGUGGGUGAAAAGAAGGACGGGUGGAACUUGGAGGGACCUCUCCAUCGCCAACGAUGCGAGCGAGGACUACUUCCAUGACAAACUGCGGAUGACGAGGACGGUGUUCAACGACAUCGUCGCCGCUUGCAGUCCUUUCAUUCAACGCAGACUGACUCACUAUCGGGAGCCAUUGCAGCCCGACCAUAUCGUGGCUUACGCGUUGUACCGAUGGGCAUCAGGAGAGACUUUUGAGAGCAGCACGUCGUCGUUCGGCAUGGGGAAGUCAUCAGGCAUCAAGGCUGUGGAUCAUGUGACGAAAGCUAUACUGGCUGCGUAUCCGGAGAAGAUAGCGUUUCCUACCGGCCGUCGUCUCCUACAGGUCGUCCGAGCAUUCGGCGACAAAGGUUUCCCUAACUGCUUGGGUGCCAUCGACUGCACCCAUAUUUACGUCGACAAGCCUCCAAACGCACCGUCCGAAAACUACUUUGAUCGUAAGCAACAAUUUUCAAUCGUGGUGCAGGUCGUCGUCGACCUUGACAUGCGUGUCGUCGACGUGUUCGUCGGUUAUCCUGGAUGUGUCCACGAUGCCCGCGUGCUGCGCAACUCUUCACUACUUAGGCGAGCAGAGGUGGGCGACAUCUUCACGGCGGACCCCAUCAUCCUCCGGGGGGGGGUAAGGACGACAGGAUACCUGCUGGGGGACAAUGGUUACGCACCCCGCACUUGGAUUGUGGUUCCAUAUGGAGGGUCGGAGCAGACGAGGGACAUCACUCUUUUCGACAUGCGGCAGAAGACAACGAGAGGGGUAGUGGAAAGAGCAUUCGGGCGACUUAAGGGGAUGUGGAGGUUAUUCCUUCGUCAUCACAAGACGAAUAUGAAUAACCUCCCGCAGCAAUUCACUGCCGUGUGUAUCAUCCACAAUUUGCUGCUGGAGGCUGGGGUCCCGUUCGGCGAGCGUCUUUUGCUUGACCCGGUUGACCGCGACCGGGAAGGGAACACUGUCCCCAUAAACCUUGGCUUGCAAGAUUUGUCGCAGCCAGUCUCCCAAGCCGACGCGACGGAGGCUGCCCUCGCUCUGCGAGAUGCUCUGCGCAUGCAAAUACGAUAGUUGGUUUGCAUCCCGCAGAUGAGGGUUGUAGAAGGCUAGAGGUUUGCGGGUGUUUUGUGGGUGGGUGAUUUCGGUCUGCCCCCAUU